CAAAAUUACUCUUCUCUCCUGAACAUACGAAGGCAAAGCGAGAAAUUUUUAACUUUUUUAAUUUUUUUGGGACUGAGAGAGAGUCUUGUUUGGGAGCACGAAAUUGUUCGCCGGAAAAACGCAGUUCUUAAACUCGGAGGAAAUCGGCGAUUCUUCCGCUUUUUUUUGUCUUCAGACUCUCCCUCUACUUUCUCCUCCUCCGCCUCAUCAUCAUCAUUGGGUAUAUAGACUCCUUAAUAAUAUAGCAGCAGUUCAUUCCUCAACGGAGAGUUGGGGCUUCUUCAAAGAAGUGGGGUUAUAAGAAGAAAUGGGUUGCCAUCAGAAUCCGUGCAACCAUCCCCUGGUCAUAAAAAGGUGGUUCAUUUAAGUCAGUUCAGACUUCAGAACAUGAUGGCAAACCGUCCUACUCGGACACGGGGACUAACGCUUCAACAUCAGCAGCAACAGUCAAGGGCUAGGUGGACAACACAUCUUACUGAAAUACUUGUAAACUUAAUGGUGGAUCAAGUACACAAAGGGAACAGAAAAAAUCAUAAUUUUGGCAAGAAAGCAUGGAAGUAUAUGUGUGAUGAGUUCCAUAAGAGAACAGGUCUGAAAUGGGACAAGGAACAACUGAAGAACCGAGGCGCAGUUUUGAGGAGGAUCUAUGUUACAGUUACUUCACUUCUUGAUCGAAGUGACUUCAGUUGGGAUGAAUCCACAGGGGCUAUUGUAGCCAGUGAUGAAGUGUGGGCUGAAUAUGUCAAGGAACAUCCUGAUUCCGAGACUUUAAAAGUCAGUGGCUGCCCAAUUUAUAAAGAGCUGUGCACUAUAUUUUCAGAACCACCAACAAACGGGAAACAUGACCAUCCAGCUGAACAUGAGGGUGGGGAUCCAAAUUCUCGUCCACCGGAGCAAGAAGUGUCCUCAUCAGAUUCUGAGGAAGCAAAUGACGCCAUCAAUGAUCAAGAAACAAUUCAACCUAGUACACCUAGCACUACUGGCAUCCGUAAAAGAGGGCGCAAGGGUAUUGAUGAUGCUAUUGCAGGAGCUAUAUUGGAGAUGGCAGCUGCAUCAAAGCUAAGGACAGCUGCUACACAGCAACAUAAUGCUAGAUACACCAUAGCUAAUUGUAUUGCAGAAUUGGAUAAGAUGCAAGGUGUUGAUGAGCAAGUCUAUUUUGCUGCGCUUGAUCUGUUCAACAAACCUAUUGCAAGGGAGGUGUUCUUGUCUCUCAAAGGUGAAAAACGCUUGAUUUGGUUGCUUAGGAAGUGCACAUCAGACCCCGUUCACUAGAUUGAUUGAUAAAACUUUCAUGUAGUUUUGAUCUUUAUCUAAUCUGUGUUGUGUGAAUAUUGGCUUUGUAUAUAUAUUCAGCAGCCUGGUUUUACUUUUAACCCAUUUCGUCAAACUUCUGGUUCGUAAGUGUGUUUACAUUCCGAAUCUCAGGUAUGCAAAAUUUUUUCUGUAAUACACAAGAACUGUAAAGAAACAUGAGGUCCAAAUAUAAUCCCUUCAAUUCUAGACUUA
Molecule: messenger RNA, 1509 nt
Organism: Prunus persica (peach)
Lineage: Eukaryota; Viridiplantae; Streptophyta; Magnoliopsida; Rosales; Rosaceae
Product: L10-interacting MYB domain-containing protein
Exons: 4
Coding region: 388-1275 (295 amino acids)
Source: RefSeq, a predicted model, not a curated record